This is a messenger RNA of Alligator mississippiensis (American alligator), 8557 nucleotides long. It is a transcript of the gene ATP9A, whose product is annotated as ATPase phospholipid transporting 9A (putative). The record is from RefSeq and is a predicted model, not a curated record. Gene Ontology annotation, cellular component: endosome; trans-Golgi network; plasma membrane. Lineage: Eukaryota; Metazoa; Chordata; Crocodylia; Alligatoridae. Gene Ontology annotation, molecular function: ATP binding; ATPase-coupled intramembrane lipid carrier activity; magnesium ion binding. Gene Ontology annotation, biological process: endocytosis; retrograde vesicle-mediated transport, Golgi to endoplasmic reticulum; phospholipid translocation. The coding region runs from base 74 to 3217 and encodes 1047 amino acids. The transcript has 28 exons.
CGGCCGGCAGCGCGCGGAGGGGCCGGGCGAGGCGCUGCCGGGAAGCCGCUCCCGCUCCGGCUCCGCCGCGGCCAUGACCGACAACAUCCCGCUGCAGCCCGUGCGGCAGAAGAAGCGCAUGGACAGCAAGCACCGCAGCGGGUGUUGUGAGUGCCUGAGAUGUUGCGGAAGAAGAGACCCAAGGCCUCGUACAGUUUGGCUCGGCCAUCCAGAAAAAAGAGACCAGCGGUACCCUCGCAAUGUGAUCAACAAUCAAAAAUACAACUUCUUCACAUUUCUCCCUGGGGUGCUGUUUAACCAGUUCAAGUAUUUCUUCAAUCUUUACUUUUUGCUUCUGGACUGCUCUCAAUUUGUUCCUGAAAUGAGGCUUGCUGCACUUUACACGUAUUGGGUUCCCCUGGGGUUUGUUCUUGCGGUUACCAUCAUCCGAGAAGCAGUGGAGGAGAUCAGAUGUUACAUGCGCGACAAGGAAGUAAACUCCCAGAUCUACAGCAAGCUCACAGCAAGAGGAACCGUGAAGGUGAAGAGUUCUAAUAUCCAAGUAGGGGACCUUGUCAUUGUUGAAAAGAAUCAGCGAGUCCCUGCUGACAUGAUCUUCCUGAGGACGUCAGAAAAGAAUGGAUCCUGCUUCCUUCGCACUGAUCAGCUGGACGGUGAGACAGACUGGAAAUUACGUUUGCCAGUUACCUGCACACAGAGAUUACCAACAGCUUCUGACCUUCUUCAAAUUCGAUCCUACAUUUAUGCAGAAGAACCUAAUAUUGACAUACACAAUUUUGUGGGGACCUUUACCAGAGAGGACAGCGAUCCUCCAGUGAAUGAAAGCUUAAGCAUAGAAAACACCCUCUGGGCCAGCACAGUGAUUGCUUCAGGUACUGUUGUGGGAGUUGUUCUUUACACAGGGAGGGAGCUGCGCAGUGUUAUGAAUACUUCAAAUCCACGAAGUAAGAUUGGGCUAUUUGACUUGGAAGUGAACUGCCUGACCAAGAUCCUGUUUGGAGCUUUAGUGGUGGUCUCGCUUGUAAUGGUGGCUCUCCAGCAUUUUGCAGGCCGGUGGUAUCUUCAGAUCAUCCGAUUCCUCCUCUUGUUUUCAAACAUCAUUCCUAUUAGUUUACGUGUAAACCUGGACAUGGGGAAAAUAGUCUAUAGCUGGGUGAUCCGUAGAGAUUCCAAAAUUCCUGGGACAGUGGUUCGAUCCAGCACUAUUCCAGAGCAACUCGGAAGGAUCUCCUAUUUGCUUACAGACAAAACAGGAACUCUCACGCAGAAUGAGAUGGUUUUCAAACGACUUCACCUUGGAACAGUAGCUUAUGGUCUGGACUCUAUGGAUGAAGUACAGAGCCAUAUAUUUAGCAUAUACACACAGCAGCCACAAGACCCCCCUGCUUUGAAAGGGCCCGCUCUAGCCACCAAAGUACGGAAAACCAUGAGCAGCCGGGUUCAUGAGGCCGUGAAAGCCAUUGCCCUCUGCCACAACGUGACACCAGUGUACGAGUCUAAUGGCGUGACGGAUCAGGCUGAAGCUGAGAGACACUAUGAAGACUCAUGCAGGGUGUACCAGGCUUCCAGUCCAGAUGAGGUGGCCCUCGUACAGUGGACGGAAAGUGUAGGCUUAACUUUGGUUGGCAGAGAUCAGUCCUCCAUGCAACUGAGGACACCUGGCGGGCAGAUACUAAACUUCACCAUCCUCCAAAUCUUUCCAUUCACUUAUGAGAGUAAACGUAUGGGAAUCAUUGUUCGGGAUGAGUCAACAGGUGAAAUCACUUUCUACAUGAAGGGAGCGGAUGUAGUUAUGGCAGGCAUUGUGCAAUACAACGACUGGCUGGAGGAAGAGUGUGGUAACAUGGCAAGGGAAGGCCUGAGGGUUCUUGUUGUAGCCAAGAAGUCCCUGACUGAGGAGCAGUACCAAGAUUUUGAAGCACGCUAUGUCCAGGCAAAACUAAGUGUGCAUGAUCGCUCAUUGAAGGUGGCCACAGUGAUUGAGAGCCUGGAAAUGGAGAUGGAGCUUCUGUGUCUGACCGGAGUGGAGGAUCAGCUUCAGACAGAUGUCAGACCCACCCUGGAAACCCUAAGAAAUGCUGGCAUUAAGGUAUGGAUGCUGACAGGGGAUAAGCUAGAAACAGCUACAUGUACAGCAAAGAAUGCACAUUUGGUAACCAGGACCCAGGAUAUUCACAUAUUCCGACUGGUGACCAACCGUGGAGAAGCCCACUUAGAGCUGAACGCGUUCCGUCGGAAGCACGACUGCGCACUUGUGAUUUCUGGUGACUCGUUAGAGGUGUGUCUGAAAUACUAUGAGUAUGAGUUUAUGGAGUUGGCUUGUCAGUGUCCAGCAGUGGUCUGCUGCCGAUGCGCCCCAACGCAGAAGGCCCAGAUUGUGCGCUUGCUCCAAGAAAGAACUGGCAAACUGACCUGUGCAGUAGGUGAUGGAGGAAAUGAUGUCAGUAUGAUUCAGGAGGCUGACUGUGGUGUUGGGGUUGAAGGAAAGGAAGGAAAACAAGCAUCCCUGGCAGCAGAUUUCUCUAUCACUCAGUUUAAACACUUGGGCCGGUUACUCAUGGUGCAUGGAAGAAACAGUUACAAAAGAUCUGCAGCUCUCAGUCAAUUUGUGAUCCACAGGAGCUUGUGUAUCAGUACAAUGCAGGCUGUUUUCUCUUCAGUGUUUUACUUCGCUUCAGUCCCUCUCUACCAGGGCUUUCUCAUUAUCGGGUACUCCACAAUCUAUACGAUGUUUCCAGUGUUCUCGCUAGUUCUGGACAAGGAUGUUAAAUCUGAAGUUGCCAUGUUGUACCCCGAACUCUAUAAAGAUCUUCUUAAGGGACGACCUUUAUCCUAUAAAACAUUUUUAAUAUGGGUCUUGAUAAGUAUCUAUCAAGGUAGUAUCAUUAUGUAUGGAGCACUUCUGCUGUUUGAAUCUGAAUUUGUUCACAUCGUUGCUAUUUCCUUUACAUCUUUGAUCCUCACCGAGUUGCUGAUGGUAGCACUAACAAUCCAGACAUGGCAUUGGCUUAUGAUAGUGGCAGAGUUGCUCAGCCUCUCCUGCUAUAUAGCCUCGCUGGUCUUCUUACAUGAGUUUAUUGAUGUUUACUUCAUUGCUACCUUGUCGUUCUUGUGGAAGGUCACAGCCAUCACGCUGGUGAGCUGCCUUCCCCUCUACGUCCUGAAGUACCUGAGACGGAGAUUCUCGCCCCCAAGCUACUCAAAGCUCACUUCAUAGGGCUCAUCUGCUUAGGAAGCAGGCAUUUUGCACACUCCUGAGAGACAAAAAAAAAAUCACGUAUUUGUUCUAACAACAACUACAACUGAUAAUUGCAUUAGGAUCAUGCAGUAACUGGCAUUAUGUGCUGCUUUGAUGAAAAAGACUUAACUGCAGUAAGUAAAACCUAACAGAAAAUGGAGUAUUUGGGUGAAGGUGAAGGCACUUGAUAGUUUCUUCAGUUUUUGUAACUUUUUGUUUCGUUUAGUUGGGGUCAGAUGCAUGUAACUGCAAUGAUUAGUUGUUCAUGCGUAAGAUCAAAGUAUCUGAAAGCUGCUAAAUAACUGUUUAUAUGUGGUGAACUCCUUUUUUAGUUUAAUUGGUUUUUUUAAGUGUCUGUGAGGUUUCUUGCAUUGUACUAUGUUUUAUAUUGUUAUUUAUCUGCUCAGUUCAGGUAAGAAAUUCAUGGGAAUUCCCUUCAUAUAGAUGAUUAUGCUGUUUUCUGGCAGCUGACUACAGGUUGGAGUCAGACUGUUCUGGGUGUAGGGCUCCAAAGUUAAGGAUAUUUAUCCAUAAGUGAAAAAUUGAACCUAGCCAAGCAUGUGUGGGUUUUUUUGUUUCUUUUUUUUAAUUCAGUAAAAAUGAAAGAGCUGAAUGCAGUGAAUGCAGUGUGUUUUGACAGUGUCUAACCAGUCAUAUGCACAGAGAAGGAUUAUUGAAAAAAAAGGAAAUUCCAUUUUGUUUAGCCUUUGUGCUUCCUGGUAAAAGGAACUGGUGACAUACAAAUAGCUAUACUGGAUACUUAUACUAUAAAGGCAAAUUACUAAAAUUAAAGCAAAGCCUUUUGGAAGGAAAUUUGCAGCUGAUCAGCUUUUAAAUGUGUCGACAGUAUGAUAAGAGACACAUAAUAUUCUGCAGGCAAUGUGGCAGACAUGUCUUGAAUCCUUGGAGACCAAAAGGAAAGGUCACAGAGCUGCUACUCCUCACAGUUGCAUAAAAAUCUGUUUCCUGUUAGGAUGAAUUAAUAAAGAUGAGCUGCAAAUAAGCCUAGGCGUGUGUGCAUUUGCACGUGCGUGCACGCACACACACACACACACACACACACACACGCACAGUUCAUGAUGCAUACAGAGAAAGGCAAUUGCAAGUUCCACUGCUAUUGGAAUGGUUUAAAACUGGACCUUAUCUAAGAGGAGACAAGUCUUGAGAGCUUGCAGAAGUUGAGCAAUGCAACCUAUAUUUGCUCUACACAUCAGUCUAGCAUGAUUUUUUUUUUAACUUGGGGUGGUUUUUGACCCAUGUUUUAUUUACAAAAAGCCUUCAUUGCAGCUGGAGACAAGAGCGUGUGCUUGGAAGUCUCAGGAAGAUGGCAGGGAGCUAAUGGAGCCUUCAGCUGCUGGGUCCUUGGGUCAUUCAUGGCUCAGCUUUAGUAACAGUCAUUCUCAUCUAAUACUGUUUAGUCUGUAAUAAGUGAGUUGUUUGAUCUCUGUCUGUCCCGUUCCUAGUGGAACAGUGUCUCCACUUUAUAAAAACCACCACAGUAAGCUGGCACUAAAUGGCACCCUUGUUGGUAAGCUAAGCAGACAGGCCAGGAAUGAGUGAUCCAAGUAGUCUGAACAUCCUACCUCCCCCACCCCCCUUGUCUCUAGAGGCAGUCUCCCUAGGUCUGGGUGACUGUUCACUUUAGGAGCAGCAGGCACGCGCUCUCUGCUGUACCUUUUUGAAGGAUUGCCAAGCUCUGUUUCCACUGCUGUAAAUUUGGCGCUUUGACAGGCACUAAAAUGAUAAAUAAAAUUCUCUGGUGUACAAACCUGAAUGCAAAAUUGGAGCAGUGUUUAAAAUGAGAGCUACAGUCUGCAGUGACCCACACCUCCGUCUUUGAUUUUCAGCUAUAGAAAGCUGUAGUAUUACUGUAUGUAACUGGCUCACUUGGCUAUGAAGUCCACAGUUUGUCUGCAGAAAGUGCUGCACAACCUGGCAAACCUCCCCAGAGGUAGGGUGAGUAAAUGCAGGUCCAGCGAAGGACCACAUGAAGCAAGUCUGGAAACCCCAAGGAGAGGGGAUAGCAUGUAUACCACUCACUUCACAGCAUAAAUGACUGAAAAGUGUGCACGGGCAGACAAGGUUCUUUGGGUGAAAAGUGUGCACACACUUUGCAAAAACUCAUAAAGCCCUGCCUGUGGAAAAUCACUCUGGAGGGAGCCAGCUUUCCUGGGGAGAUGUGUGUAAGUCGAAGCAGUGUCUGGGACAUUCCCAAGGGGGUGUGAGUCAGGAGCUGCCACCUUUCCGUUCUGCGGAGCCAAAGGCUCUGUAAACCCUUGCUGAAUCUGGCGUGCUUUCAGGAUCCCCCAACUUUCUAAUAGCCUGCUUCUCUUAGGAGCCAUGCUAGUACCUUGCUAAUCUGUCAAGCCCUGCCAGCUUCUCUGAGGCUCAAAGUAUAUGGAGCAAAAGCUGGUUCUUCGGUGAGAAACAUACUGGGCUUGUAAGACAGCAGUUCAGCAUUACCCUCUGCAGAUCAGUAGUGCUGCCACCCCACUGAGCUAAGCUGUAGGAACUACAACAGGCUUUAGAGAAAAAAGUGUGGAGCAUGCACUGUUGGCUCUGUUUCCCUUCCCAUGUGUUUUACGGCCCUUCUGCACCUUCGUCCCUACUCCAUUGCUCCCCUUCAUGCUGUGGAAGGAAAUACAAGGUCGUAGGUGUUCAGUAGGUUCUAUGUAUGGCCAUUUUGCUAGGGUAUAAAUGAAGGAUUUAGGUGGCAGUCCAAGAUGGGAAAUGCAGUCUCCAGCACUGCUGGUUACAAUAGCCUACUUUCUGCAUGCUUGGUUUGGAGUGUUAUGUUUCAAGGUCCACAAGGAAUAAGAAUGGCAAAUGCUUUUUAAUGGAAAACAGUGGCUUUUUUGUGCUACAUUGUUUUGAUUUGUCUUUUCUCUGGUACUGCAUAAAAGCAGAAUACUGAGAAGCCUAUCAGCUAGCUGCCAUAAUCAUUUCAUACUCUGUUUUAAAAAUUCACCUUAGAGCCUCCUUACAAACUUUUUCCAAAAACAAAAUUCUACUCUAAAUUUAGAUAUUUAUCAUGGGUUUUGGAGGGCAGUUUUAAUAUCAUAAACCUCAGAGAGGAAAUGCAAUGUCUAAAAAGUCCUCUUGUGGAAGAAUUGGGUUAUUGGCUUUUUGUAAAUUAUACCUGUUCACCCAAAAGAUUCUUAAUGUUGUCCUAAUUGUGACUUGUUGCGGUAACUGGAUAAUGUCAGUCUUGCAAAUGCUGUAGUAUUCCCAGACCACCAGUACUUAUUUAGUAGAUUUAAAUGUAAUAAUCAAGAAAUUAUUUUUAGCAGUUCAGUGUGGCUGACAAUUCAAGUCUCUUGUCCGUUGAAAACACAUGACAGUAUAUAUCUCUGUAAUAAUCUUAUCCCCAGUAGAUGUAUAUCGGUAGUUAAAUGUCCUGCAAGACUAACAGUGCCAUGCUACUGUAUGUGAAUUAUUUGAAGCAUAUAUAUGGUAGAAUUCACUGUCUCCUGGAGUCAAAGCAGUUUACACUAAAUGGACCAUAUUAGCAAAAUUGGAGCUUAUGCCAACAAAUACUGAUUUGUUAUUUUUAAUAACGUUUAUUGGCACUAUAACCUUAAAAACAAAAUUCACAUUUAGCAAUAUUGACAAAUAAUUAUGAGCAAAACCUAUUCUCACAGAAAGCUAAUAUUGUUUAAUAGCUAGUUUCUUGUGCAGACUUAUCAGGCUGGGAAGUAUUCCUCAUUCAGCAUAAGUUGUAUUUUUAAAGCAAUCGGGAAAAGUAAAACUGCCACUUUCAAACAGCAGAGGCUGGGAGGAGUGAUGAUUAUUAUUAUUUUUUUCAAGCUUAGCACUUUGUCUGUAAACAAUUUCCCUUAAGUUAUUUUAAACUGUUUUUUAAAAACAAAGUUUAAUACAGAUGUUAAUAUUUACUGCAUAUUUGAAUAAACUAAUUCUUUACUGGAAAUUUAAAGUGCAUCUUUUCCUCUAUUAUGCUUUGUAUUUUGAACGUGGUGGGAGUAAAAUACCCUUUUCAUAUAAUGUCUGGUUUUUACGUUUGUAAAGUACAAUAGCAAUUUAUGUAACUUUUGUGAUACAGGGCUAUUCUACAAAGAGUGUUACAGUAUGUGUUGCAUCACAAGCUCUUGCUUUGCAUGGUUACAUUGGAAAGGUCUCUGAUCAGUGCUCGGUUCCCUUUAUAGCCGGUAACCACAGGAGCCUAUGUUAUAUAAACAGUCUAUGCCUCUUAUUGGUGAGGUAAUUAAAGGUGUGCAGCUAUCCUCUAGUUUUUUUUCUCUUUUUUUAAUUGAUGUACAUUUUGUAUGCGUCUUCCACUCUGUUGCUUAUGCCCUUUUAGCCAUAUACACGAUGGAGCUGCCCUAUUUCUCUCGGCAAACAUCUGUGCUCCUUUUGUUUAGAAUAGGGCUGGAAUUAGCAUGCUGUGUGCUCAACAGUAACAGUGUAAACCUAUCUCUUCUUCAUCUUAUCUCAUCAAAAUUAUAUUGGUGAAUAAGCAGUGAUAUAAUCAAUGUCCUUCCAGUUCUUGAAACAGUAUGUUAAGUGCUACAGCUGUUGCAGAGCUAAACUGAGCAGUACCAAACACUGCUUUUCUAUGUUCUGCCAAACUGCUAUAAUCAUAGAAUCUCAUUGCAAGCUGUCUAAACCUCCUUGUGACUCCUGUGGGAGAUUCUUGCUGCAUUAGUAGUUUGGGCUGGGAUUUUCAAAGGAGCCUUAUAAAAUUGGGUGCAUGAAUCCCUGUGGUUCCUAUGAGAUCUGAGCCAUAAGACCUGAGAGAGGUUUUUCUUUUUCAAAAGGGCUGCCACACAGCUGGAUGCAGCAAAUGUCCUGAGUCCACACAGGGCUAAGACAAACUGGGUCAUUGCACACAAAUUACCAUCACGGUCUAUUUGCACAUAUAGUUAGUCUAAAUGCCAGCACACAGGAUAUCUAGUGGCCCAUCCAAUGCCUACUGAAUUUUUUCCAUUGACUUCAGUGUGUGUUGGACCAGACCUUUGAACAGUUGUGAUGAAAUCAGGCCUUGAAUUUGCAUGAAAUCCUGGGUUCUACAACUUUGCCAAUAUGGUCCAUUAUUAUUGCCUAAUAAAAUUUAUGUACUUUUAUGCCUUCAAAAACAUUUUUACUUGUACGGAGAAAUGAAUUCUGAUGUCAAAAUAUUUAUUGUGAUGCUGAUGUUUUGUACCUGUCAUCCAGCUAAAUACGAUGCAAAUACCUUUGAUUCAAGAGAAAUAUGAAUGCAAAAUGUAUUUAUUGUUCUGUGAGUUCUAUGUUGCAGAAAUGUAAGAACCUAAAAGGGAAUGAUGUAAAACAGGUGAAAAAAAUAAAUUUUAUGCAACAUCA